UUUCCCCCAGGCCGGAUCUUACGCACGGAGGGGAGCGGGCCACGGAGCGGACUCUCCCGGUCCCCCCAACGGUUCACCGGGGAACUGGCGGUGGAGGACACGAGCAUAGUGAUAGACAUGCACCCAACAACGUGGACCAGCUUGCUUUCAAAUACAUGGAGAUGUGUAAAGUGGAGUCCAGCACCGAUUCUGACUCCGAGAUCAGUCCAAGAUGGUCAGACACCAGCACUAUGGGAUGUGUGAGCAGUGCACCAGAGAGUGGGACGUUUCGGAGGACAUUGCCAUUAACACACAAGCCUGCAGGGAAGCAUGGCUGUUAUUCUUUGUUUUUGGACCCGUAUGAUGGGAGCUCCGAGGAUUCUGGCGAGUCAAACACAGACGUGGGUGUCUCCAGUAGGCGAACAAGGCAACAGGGAAAAGGCGGCGGCGGAGGAGGAGGAGGAGGCUGUCGGUUCUCUGGCAGGAGCAGGAGAUUUAUCCUCCAUCACCCUACUUCCAUUGCCCACAGAGAAGUGAUCAAAAGUGGGAUGAGAGAUCCUGUUACAGAGCAGCAAGAUCUUUUGGACGUCCCAAUGAAAUGUGGGAGUGACUCAGAGCUGUGGGUCUGUGAGCUAGACAUUAUGCCCUCUCACAGCGACAGGGGUGGUUGUAGAGAUCUUAAAGAAGAACUGGCCAACGAUUCAACCAUGCACGUCCAAACCAUGGAUAUAGAACUACAUUGCCAAUUUGAUGAUUCAGGCAUGCAUGCUACGAGAUCCUCCACACCUCAAACACCUGGACCUGUAACCUCAGUGGAAGGGAGUUUGUCACAGAUGUUGCACAGCUCCUCUGAGAGAUCCCCCAGUCCCUGUAACCUUACAUCUCUUCACAAGAGAAAGCUGGGUUUCCCUGGAGCAGAAGUGAUGGAGCUGGGGCAAAGAAAGAGGCAGUGUGUCGUCAACAUGGAGGACAAACAGGAGGGAGGGGAGUCUGCAUCCGAACCACGUUAGAGCUCCAAUAACGGACUGCCAGACUGAAGUAUUGCAUAUUGAACGCCUUAAAUUGUUUAAGUUAGAAUGAAAGCUAUAGUUACUUGGAAAUGCACUUUGUUUACUCAUGUAAUUAGGCCUGAGGGUUUCUUUUUCUACCUCUUUCCACCUUUUGAUUGUCUCACAGGUGUCACAUAUUGUGCUGAUUGUCUCUUCAAGCAAUAUUUAAUUUUUGUCUGGAUAACUACCGUAGUAACCUGGGUCACCAUAAUAGACCACCAAUGUACAACCUCUGCACUGGCAAUGAAGAAACUAUGUUUUCCCAUGGGCCAAUAAAAGAAAAACAUAUUUUCAGAAAGAGAAAAAUAAAACAUGAUAUUGGCUUAUUUUGUCCAUAUUAGCUAAAUGUCUACUGCUGCACUGGAUAGCAAAGUUUGAGCAACUCCUUAUUUAACUGAUAAUUUUUCCAGUUUCAUGCAUUGUUUUCAGUCCAUUCCUGUGUAGUUUUGGCUUUAUGUUUAAGAUCGUCUUUCUGUAAAAUAAAUAUUUUGUCUUGCAAACUGCAGCGCACUAAUCUGUACAGUCAAAAAAUAAGUCAACAUAGUAUCUAUUUAAAAUUGGGAAAAUGCACAACUGAACAUAAAUUGUAUUCCAUGUUUUUGCUGCAGAUUAGAACCUAAAUCUCUCAUCCUUAUGUCUGUUUCUUAGAU
Messenger RNA from Dicentrarchus labrax (European seabass), 1678 nucleotides. RefSeq lists its product as uncharacterized. Bases 156 to 989 code for a protein of 277 amino acids. NCBI's taxonomy places the organism in Eukaryota, Metazoa, Chordata, Actinopteri, Moronidae. The record is from RefSeq and is a predicted model, not a curated record. The transcript is spliced from 5 exons.